GGCACUUUAAACUUCAACUUUGGCAGAAAUUGCCGAUAACCUCGUGAAAGUAUUGAUGAAAUAUAAUUGCAUCAAAUCGCUUUUAGUAUUAAUUUACUAAGUAUUUCAAUUAUAUUAGGUACAAUUUAUCAUUAAGUUAACCAUGACAGAGGAGCAGAUAAAUGACUUAUCUCUAAAUGAGGAUGAUGUGGUGGAUCCAUGGAAUGUAGCUGGGAAAUCUCAAACUGGAAUUGAUUAUGAUAAGUUGAUCAAAAGAUUUGGAAGUCAGAAGAUUGAUGAGGAAGUUAUUGCGAGAUUUGAAAAAGUAACAGGAAAAAGAGCGCAUCACUUUUUAAGGCGAGGCAUAUUCUUCUCCCACAGAGAUAUACACAGUAUUUUGAAUCUCUUCGAGUCUGGCAAGAAAUUCUAUCUAUACACAGGUAGAGGACCUUCCUCAGACAGUAUGCACAUUGGGCACAUGAUCCCAUUUAUGUUUACGAAAUGGUUACAAGAAGUAUUUGAUGUUCCUUUAAUUAUUCAACUCACUGAUGAUGAGAAAAUUCUGUGGAGGGAUAUUAAGGUUGAAGAUGCUCGGCAAAUGGCUCACUCUAAUGCCAAGGACAUUAUAGCAGUUGGUUUUGAUCCUUCAAACACUUUCAUCUUUAAUGAUCUAGAUUUUAUUGGACAGUGUCCAGCAUUUUACCAGAACAUGCUAAGAAUACAGAAAUGUGUUACUUUCAACCAAGUGAAGGGUAUAUUUGGUUUUGGGGACUCUGAUAUCAUUGGAAAAAUUACUUUUCCCUCUAUAGAAGCUGCUCCAGCAUUCUCAACAACAUUUCCCUUUAUUUUCGGCAAUAAAGUAGUUCCUUGCCUCGUCCCGUGCGCCAUCGACCAGGACCCGUACUUCCGCAUGACCCGCGACGUGGCUGCGCGCCUGAAGCUGCCCAAGCCGUCGCUGCUGCACGCCACGUUCCUGCCGGCGCUGCAGGGCGCGCAGCACAAGAUGUCCGCCAGCGACCCCAACGCCUCCAUCUUUCUCAACGACACGCCCAAGCAGAUCAAGAACAAGAUAAACAAAUAUGCUUUCUCGGGCGGUCAACCAACUGUCGAGGAGCACAGAGAGAAGGGUGGUAACUCGGAAGUAGAUAUCUCAUUCAAAUACCUAACAUUCUUCCUGGAAGAUGAUGACAGAUUAGCUGAGAUUAAAAAAUUAUACGAAUCGGGUCAAAUGUUAACUGGAGAAUUGAAGAAAAUAGCCAUAGACACCAUCACCCCCAUCAUACAAGACUAUCAAGCGCGAAGGGCCAAGGUCACGGACGAAGUUAUGAAAGAAUUCUUUGCUAUACGGAAAUUAAAUUUCCAAUUGUGAAACAACUUAUGAUUUUAUAUUAUGAAAUAUAUAUUAAAAAAUGUCCGAAUAUUCAAUAAAUAAAUUAAAUCGAUAUUGUUAAACUGUUAUUAACGCGUUGCUCUGCGGAUAACAUCUCAAGGUUCAGUACACGGGAGGUACAAAAUACAAAUACUCGGUUUUAUCUUAUAAUUGUAUAAAGGUAUUUAUAUAUAAUAUAGAGUUCUUAUUAAUAAGAAUAAGGCAAUAUGACAAACAAAUAUUUAUUUAAAUUUCUCCUUAUAAUAAUAAAAAAUAAGAGUUUGAAGACAUGAAUCUUAACCAAUGUUUCUCAGUUCAAACCCGAGGAAGCAGCGGUCUGAAGUCUCACGUGCUUAAAAUUUGUGCUUAAAAUUCAUCUAUUUUCAUCAUUUUAAUGAUCUUAUAAGGUUAAGCGAUGAAAAAAAACAUUAUAAGGGAAUUGGCAUGUGUGAUGUGGUGGAGUCAGGUCUAAAUUCUUGGAAAAUUUGCAGCUGAAAGAGGCCUUAGCCCAGCAUUUACAGGCUUACUUGUAACCUUAUUUUUUUUACAAUAGCAAUAGACUUGUGUGGCGUACUCCCGGUGUGCUGAACUGUCGGCUUUAUUACUAAAAUUUGCGAACAUUUUCAAAAAUAUUUUAAUAGUACAAGUUCCAAUAUUUUUUUCUAAAUGAAUACUUAACGUAAUGCUUUUGUACUACAAUACGGUAUCAAAAUAUACUGAGACUUAGUUAUUAUAAGAUAUAUUUUGAAUAUAAAAAAAAAUCUUAUAUUUAUUUUAGGACACUUAAUUUAAAUAUGUUACUUAAUAUAUUCGAUAUGUUGUCAUAACA
This is a messenger RNA of Vanessa atalanta (red admiral), 2177 nucleotides long. It is a transcript of the gene TrpRS, whose product is annotated as tryptophan--tRNA ligase, cytoplasmic. Gene Ontology annotation, molecular function: tryptophan-tRNA ligase activity; ATP binding. The transcript is spliced from 9 exons. Gene Ontology annotation, biological process: tryptophanyl-tRNA aminoacylation. The record is from RefSeq and is a predicted model, not a curated record. NCBI's taxonomy places the organism in Eukaryota, Metazoa, Arthropoda, Insecta, Lepidoptera, Nymphalidae. Gene Ontology annotation, cellular component: cytoplasm. The coding region runs from base 143 to 1348 and encodes 401 amino acids.